This is a messenger RNA of Exophiala oligosperma, 1901 nucleotides long. RefSeq lists its product as uncharacterized. Lineage: Eukaryota; Fungi; Ascomycota; Eurotiomycetes; Chaetothyriales; Herpotrichiellaceae. The transcript has a single exon. Bases 1 to 1731 code for a protein of 576 amino acids. The record is from RefSeq and is a predicted model, not a curated record.
AUGGAGCAGGCGUCUGAAGGUGCGGCUGCUACGGCCAGUACGGAACCUGCAACUCCGCCUCGCGAAGAACCCCGUUCCUCCCAGUCUCAACAAGGCCAUGUUGAUAACAGCCCUCCAAAGACAAUACGCCGGAUCAAAUCGUCGCCAUCCAUUCGUCGGCAGAUAAGAGAACAAGCGCCAUCCCCCGACAGCGAUCUUGGUAAUGACGGCAUAUACAACGCAGAACGUGUCUCCCCAACGCUAGGAACGAAUAGUGAUGAUGAUGGCUCUGUCGAAGACCUAAGCUCUCUUCUUGCUACACUUCCAGAUACUCCCAAACGGCGGGCACUUCGCAGUUCCGAAAGCGGCGACGGUGCAACCUCACACAGUCGAUGGCCGGCACCGCAGCUAGUGCCCAUCGUUGAGGUAUCCAGCGUCGGCUCUGCUAGGACGUCUCAGUCGCUGGCACGGCUGAGCGCAGGUCCUGAAAGAAGUUCAAAGCUCAUCCAUUCAGACCAGUCAUACCACUCGAUUCAUCCAGUGCAGAUGUCUCAGACCAGCCAAGCACCCUGUGUUCCGCGGCCCGAUUCGCCUACCAUACAGACUUACUCGCAGUACACAUACCCUCAAACUGAAGAAAAUUUGAUGUCAGGAAUGCAUGAAUCUGAAAGACCAAAAGACUACUCGUCAUCCUCAGAGUCUGUUAUUGCCCCCGCGUUGGACGGACCAGCAUACCCAAAUAUGCCCAAGCAGUCCCCGCCAGAACCGGUUCACACUCCUCCAGGCUUGGCUUCAUUUGGCUCUCGUGAAGCAACGCAGUACAGACUUGAACAAGGGCCCUUCCUCAGACGCGUGUUUCGACGUAUACGGCCUCGCCCCGACCAUGAUCUGGACGAUGCUGGACAUGACGAUGACCCCGUGAUCACGACCAUUCCUUCAGUCGCCCCCAUUCCGUUGAGUCUGAGGCAGUCCAACGAAUCAGCCACGGCCUGGGCUGAAGCCUUGAGUGACACUAUGGAAUCCGUAGGCAUGGCCCGAAUGAUUGAGCCGCUAAUUGACGCUGCAACCCAACAGGCCGCGCCGCUGCCUUCUGGACUUUUCACGUCCAACGUACCUGGCUCACUAGCGUUAGCUGACGAUGGUACCUAUGUCAGAGGCCAAUUCGGUGCUCGAACGAGUGGUCAUGGCGUUGGGUCUAGGUACUUGGGAUCCCACCCCUUGAACAGGCUCAACGAAAUUCAAGAGGUAGUCAGUGAAAUUAAUAAGGCAUGUGAGCGAGCGGAUGACUUCGCCAACAUUGCAGCCGAUGUGGCGCACCAAGUCACGAUCGAGGAGACCUCACGUAUAUACGGUCCACUUCCUACUUCACCAGCUUCACCUAUGGCCCGACGAGUUCCCAUGUCAUCAGCACCUCCCGCUCGUGCACUCAACCCCGCGACUGAAACCGAAUUGCGCGCCGCGAUCGAACGUUCCCUGCCUCAUCUGAGGUAUACUCGGAGCCAAAUGGUGCAUUACAAUCCAGACCAGGUUACCAUGCGAACUCCCGCGACUCGGUACCCAACCGAUAGCUCGCAUUCUGGUACUCAAUCACGACGAGCCUUGGAAAUUUUCCGACCCGUUCAGGAGAGUCCGACGCAUGAAGAAGCCGACAAUGCAAGAGGAGAAAUGGCAGGGCAAGUACGACGAUGGUACACAUCUGCAUCCACAAAGGUUGUCAAGGCAUGCCGUUCUUUGUCCUGCACUUCUGCUUGACCCUAGCCUAGCCGACAAGAACAGGUGCUUGAGCGAUGCUGUUACCCCGGUGGAUCGCACCGCAUCACACAAGCAAUGAGAGAAACAAAUACGGCCGAUAUUGGUCAAAGGAGAUUCUAGACUGCAUGGAGUAUCAGAAAUCAAAUCGGCGGAGGUGGGGGAGUCAACGG